Molecule: messenger RNA, 1327 nt
Organism: Boeremia exigua
Lineage: Eukaryota; Fungi; Ascomycota; Dothideomycetes; Pleosporales; Didymellaceae
Exons: 1
Coding region: 349-1311 (320 amino acids)
Biological process (GO): negative regulation of SCF-dependent proteasomal ubiquitin-dependent catabolic process; negative regulation of protein binding; regulation of ERK1 and ERK2 cascade
Cellular component (GO): cytoplasm; nucleoplasm
Molecular function (GO): F-box domain binding
Source: RefSeq, a predicted model, not a curated record
UCCUGCCGUGACGAUGCCUGUGACUUACCGUCUUGACCUGGCAGGCCCGGUCGCGUUUGACUGCAACUGGCCGCUGUCAAGACCCCACUCGGAACGGCCACUGGUGCCGCGGUUGCCUAAGAGCCUAGCACCUUGUCGCAGCUACAGAAGUCUCACUCCAAACCUCAUGCUCCUUCACUACAGGAUCGAGCGCUACCGACAUUGAAAGUUACAGUUCCUCACAAGUGACGUCCCGUGCGUCCGCGCGUCAGUCCAGUGAUAGCGCGUCAUUGCGCUACUCAAACUACCCCCGCAUUGCAGGGCUGCUCAACCUUCCCUCCACAGCAGCUACUCGUCGCCACAGCUACUAUGACGACCACAAGGGAGGAGUCGCCGUUGCGCAGCUCGCUUGGCAUGGCUAUGCGUAGCCAAAAUCAAUACACAUACCGCCUUCCCACGCCGCCACGAGUCGUUGUACCUCCGCCGACACUUUCCACGGACAUGCCAGGUCUGGUGGUUGGCGCUGCAUCUGGCGAUCUCGACCUAAGCUUCCUCAAAGAGAUGGCAUUGGAGGAUAUUGUUCAGAAGAACACCUUGAUCGAUUGGGCAUACGAACGGCGCCGGCAAGCGCAGAUGAUUUUACCUUGGCUCUUCCUGGGGCCGAUGGUUGCAUCCAAGGACAAGGAUUUCCUCGCUCGCGAAGGAAUCACCAUGGUACUUGCAAUCCGGUCUCGCGAUGGUAGCAUGAGUGGCGCAUUGCAAGCAGCGCGCGACGCCGGCCUCGAUGUGGCGACCAUCGAAGCACCGACCUACCACGAUCUCAUCAAGAGAUUUGGCGACACCACAAGGACAAUAAACGAGCAUGUUGCGAGAGUCCGUCAGUGCACCCCAGAACAAAUGGCACAGCCCACGCUCGGCAAGGUGCUAGUGUUCUGCGAGUCGGGCAACGAGAAGUCAGCCGCCGUGAUUGCGGCAUACCUCAUGGAGACCCUCGACAACUUUGACCACAUCAAAGCAAUGCAAGUCUGUCAAGCCCAACGUUUCUGCGUCAAUUUUGACGACACGAUUAAGAAUAUGCUUCGAUCCCGCUGGGACAUACUCCAAGCUGCACGCUCGGUUUCCAGCUUUAACAUGCAGCAAGUCCAGGCGAGCCGCCUUGCAAACAACGUCGACCAAAGCCAUUCGCAUUUGCAACCUUGCACGGUAGCAAGGCCUAAACGCUCUAUCGAGGAAACACGUGAUGACGAUGUAGAAAUGGAGGAUGACUUGGACCCUUCCGAUGCUCUCCGAUUUCAAGGCCGCGACAAUACUCCCUUUCGAAGUUCCUACUAGGCAGAAUCUGGUCGCU